Messenger RNA from Marasmius oreades (fairy-ring Marasmius), 1445 nucleotides. RefSeq lists its product as uncharacterized. Gene Ontology annotation, molecular function: protein serine/threonine kinase activator activity. The transcript has 7 exons. Gene Ontology annotation, biological process: intracellular signal transduction. Lineage: Eukaryota; Fungi; Basidiomycota; Agaricomycetes; Agaricales; Marasmiaceae. The coding region runs from base 90 to 1079 and encodes 329 amino acids. The record is from RefSeq and is a predicted model, not a curated record.
GACUUCCCCAUCUUCAUUCUUCUGCCCUUCUGCCUUGAUUCUUCACUUCAGCUCUCGUCUUCCCCUUCUCAUCAUCCAACCUGUCUGGCAUGAACUUCUUCAAGACUAAGCAACGAACCCCUCCUGAUCUUGUACGAGGACUGCGUGACGCUAUACCAAAGUUGGAAUCGGGCGCGCCUGGCGGGGAAACGAGAAGAAAGGCAAACGAGGAAAUAUCGAAGAAUCUACAACAAAUCAAAGGUUUGCUGUAUGGCGACGGAGAUCCACUCCCCGAAGUCAUAGCCCAGCUGGCUCAGGAAACGUACAACACCGAUCUACUUCACUUCCUUGUGCAGAACAUCGCUCGUUUCGAGUUUGAAACACGGAAAGAUGUCGUUCAGAUAUUCAACAAUCUCUUGAGAAGACAGAUUGGAUCUCGAUGGCCGACUGUUGAUUACCUGGCGGGUAAACCUGAAAUCAUCUUUUCGACAUUGGCCGGUUAUGAGAAUGAGGAGAUCGCUCUCAAUACUGGGAUGAUACUCAAGGAGAUGUUGAGGCAUGAGGCAUUGUGCAAGAUAUUGCUCUAUUCUGACAAAUUCUACAACUUCCCACACUAUAUCGAGACUACAACAUUCGGAAUAUCGUGCGAUGCCUUUGCAAACUUGAAAGAAACAUUGACAAGACAUAAACCCAUGGUUGCAGAGUACCUUGACAAGAACUACGAUCGGUUCUUCUCGUCGUACACUACCCUGAUCCUCUCCGAUAAUUACGUGACGAAACGCCAGUCGCUGAAACUGCUCGGAGAAAUAUUAUUGGAUAGGGCGAACUUCAACGUCAUGACCCGCUAUAUCGGAAACGAAGCCAACCUCAAAAUGAUGAUGAACCUUCUACGCGAUAAGAGCAAGAAUAUCCAAUUCGAGGCCUUCCAUGUAUUCAAAGUGUUUGUCGCAAACCCCAAGAAGCCACCCCAGAUAGAGAGUAUACUUCGAAGAAAUCAAGAGAAGCUUCUCAUAUUCUUGAAGAACUUCCACAACGACAAAGAGGAUGAACAAUUCAGUGACGAGAAACAAUUCUUAAUCGUUCAAAUUCAAGGACUGUAAUGAAUAGUCGCCAACUGGUCUUCCAAUCCUUCUAGCUUUAUUCUUCAUAUUUAUUUUUCGUUUCUUGCUUCUGUGUAAUCUCUGUCUCCUGUACCAUCUUCUGCAAUAUCUCAUCGGCAUUCAGCAAUUUUCUUCUCCACUUGGCUUUAUUCUAAUCUCUCAUUUAAUCACAUUCUUUUGUCCUAUCAUUGUACUGCAUUGGACGGGCAGUUGAUACAUUUGUUUCUGUGAUUCCCUCCUUUGACAUACGUCUUUAAUGUGUUCAUAUUCAUUCAUUGCCCACUGCUACUCGUUGAAUCGUUAGUUCUGUACAACUGUUGUCGUCGCCGUCCCAUGAAUUGUAUUAACGUGAAUCUCAAGAAGGAA